AAUCGACCCAAGCAUGAUUGCGUAGCAACCCUACUUCGCGACAACCUGCCUCGACUCCUCGUGCCCACGAAGCCUCGACGGUCACCGUGACGGUUUCGGGACAUCGACAACAGAAGAGCCCAGCGGCUGCCGCCCCUUCACUCGCCAUGGCCGACAUCAACAGGGACGACUCCGUGUCCCCAAUGACACGUCUGCCCAGGGCGGCUGCUCCGACAUCCACGCCGCCGUCAGCACUCCAAAUACCACAAUCUCUGUCGACCGCCGACAUACCGACUUCUUCGCCCCUGCCGAGCCCGUCCAUAUUGUCCUUGCGCAGGGUAGUCGAGCGAGAGCCUUCAGACUACCUCAACGGCGGCGUGCCGCACGAUAGCCAGUCCCCCAUACGUGGGCCCCUGCCGCCCGAUGGCUCUCAGCCGGCUCUACCGAAGCGGCUCAUGGAAAUCCGGGUGCCCAACCAAGAUGAAGAUAUCCCAGCGGAUCCCAUCUCGCCAGGCCGGAAGAGUGUCCAGUUUGCCCGUACCGAUGACGUGGUCGACGCCCCGGCGAGUCACUCGCGGCAGUCCUCCUGGGACGAUGCUGAAGCCAGGUCCCGCAGUGAACGGUGGAUAUCCCGGCUCAAGUCGACUCUGGGAAGCUCUGGCCAGAUACAAACCUCGAAAGCGGGCGAGGGAGGCGAGCGCCACGACCAUGCAACGCCAGCUACCCCCAGUGCGUCACGGUCCCAAGGGAUGAACACGCUCGACGAGGAAGCUGGCAUCGAUGCUGAUGUCGAGGAGAGUGGCGACGAAAGCGGUGCGCCCGGAGAGAAUUCCAAACACAAGCGCAAGCGGACACGGCGACCCUUCCGGCCGUUGGAGAUGCUGACAGCGCCAAACACGCCGCGGCUGCCUGACGAGUUGGACUCGCCUCAUGUGGGUCGAGCCAGAGGCUUGACUCGGCGGUCAACCAUGCCAGAACCUGCCGAGCACCGGGGAGGUCUGUCUGAAGGUGAAGGCCGGGACCACCUGGCUGGCAAGCGGCCUGGCUGGAACCGUGGUAGCUCCUGGCUCGGUACACCCCGGCACCUCAACGGGCAGCACCACGACGAUGCAGAGAGCCCCUCCACGCGUGCCAUCGGCCAUCGUCGACGAAUCUCAGAGAUGUUUGGAACGGGCGGUGGGGGCACGUCCGACGGAGAUGUUCUCAGUGCGCCACGGCGCCCGUUUUUCGGUGCUGAUCGUAAAGCCACCUUCGCGGGCGGUGUGCAGAGGUGGAAACAGGUCAAGAACACGCUCAAGGCCUUGGGUAAGCGGAAACAUGACCAGAUCGACUAUUACAAAUCCGCCGAGUUGAUGGCAGAACUGCGUGCUGUCACGCCGGCCGUGGUCAUCUUUGCCAGCAUGCUCCAACGGGACGACAACGGCAAUCGGAGGAUACCGGUCCUCCUAGAACAGCUCAAUUUGCGAGUUCUCGGCAGUCGCUCAGAGGAUGGCGGAGAAUCUGAGAAGCACACUAUCUUUGACAUCUCCCUCGAGUACGGCAGCGGAAGCAGCAGGAUGAGCUGGACAGUCACCCGCACGAUACGAGAAAUACAGAACAUGCAUUUCAAAUAUCGAGCCGCGGACAAGAUCGACCGAGCUAGCCAGGCCACCUCGACUGGCCGAAAACGUCCCAAACAGCCACACUGGCCCAAGCGAGAGUUCCCCGUGUUCUCGUAUGGCCGCGGUCUUGCGUCUUCAAGUGAGGACGAGAAGCCUCCGGCGAUGGCCUCUCGUGCCAAUACUGGUGAGACGCUCGCGGACGGCCACCUGACGGGUGAAGAGGGGGCCAACGGUGUUGCCACGGGGAGCGACAAUGAACGGAGGAUGGGUCCCGGGGGGCGGAAGAAGUCCCGAAUCAACCAACUCCUCAUGCGACGGCAGUCGUCAGGUCUGGAAGCCGCAGAUCAAGCAUCGGCAGCCCUUCAGAACACGAUUAUCUGGCGAAAGAAGCUCAUCGACAGACAAAGACGGACGCUGGAGAAGUACCUUCAUGAGAUGACGCACUGGCUCAUGUUUCGGCCCGACAGUGGUCGCUUCUGUCACUUCCUGGAGCUUUCCGCCUUGGGAGUGAGGCUGGCGGCUGAAGGCAACUUCCACGGCAAGGAGUGUUUUCUGCACAUCCAGUCAUCUAAAGGCAUCGACUUCCGCCGCGUCGUGACACCGUCCUCCGUCAUCAAGCGACACAGCCGAAAGUGGUUCCUGGUGCGACAGAACUACAUCGUCGUUGUGGACUCGCCUGCGACGAUGAACAUCUAUGAUGUGUAUCUAGUUGACCCCACAUUCAAAGUUGUGCCAAAGAAGACGAAGCUUCAGUGGUUCGGUGGCAAAGGCGAUGCCGAUAACGACAACCGCAAGAACACGGCUUACAACGAUUCUGGUGACGAGGAUGGCACCGGCGGCAGCCGCCAUACCCUCAAGCUCUACACCUCAGAGCGCAAGAUCCGUCUGUUCUCGCGCAACCAGGCUUCACUGCGGCAGUUUGAGCAGUCAGUGGUGGAUAUGCUCAAACAGACGCAGUGGCAUCAGCCGCAUAGAUUCGACAGCUUUGCACCGGUGCGACGGAAUGCGUUUGCCCAGUGGCUUGUUGAUGGGCGGGACUAUAUGUGGAACGUCUCGAGAGCCAUCAACAUGGCUCAAGAUGUAAUCUAUAUCCAUGACUGGUGGCUGAGUCCUGAGCUGUAUCUUCGCCGCCCGCCGUGUAUCAGUCAGAAGUGGCGACUGGACCGCCUGCUGCAGAAGAAGGCCAGAGAAGGUGUCAAGAUCUUCGUCAUUGUCUAUCGGAACGUCGAGCAAGCGAUUCCGAUCGAUUCGGAGUAUACCAAGUUCUCGCUGCUGAACCUGCACGACAACAUCAUGGUGCAGCGGUCGCCGAACCAGUUCAAGAAGAACCAGUUUUUCUAUGCCCAUCACGAGAAGAUCUGCAUUGUUGAUCACGACGUCGCCUUUGUCGGUGGCAUAGAUCUCUGCUUUGGACGAUGGGACAACCCACAGCAUCCUCUGACAGACGACAGGCCCACAGGCAUGGAGGCCGAUGGUGAUACUCCCCGUGAUGCAGAACACUGCCAGCUGUUUCCCGGAAAGGACUAUUCGAACCCUCGUGUGCUCGACUUUUUCAAGCUGAACGAACCUUACGAGGAGAUGUAUGAUCGAAGCAAGACGCCACGCAUGCCAUGGCACGAUAUCGCCAUGCAAGUGGUUGGGCAGCCUGCCAGAGAUCUGACGCGUCACUUUGUACAGCGUUGGAACUACCUGCGCCGCGAGCGCAAGCCAACACGACCUAUGCCCUUCCUGCUUCCACCACCCGAUGCUAAUCCUGCCGAUCUUGAAGCGCUGGGCCUCUCAGGCACCUGCGAGGUGCAGAUCCUGCGGUCUGCCGGAGACUGGUCACUUGGGCUCUCACGCGAUGGCACUGAGCACAGCAUUCAGAACGCCUAUGUUAAGCUCAUUGAAGAGUCUGAGCAUUUCGUCUACAUUGAGAACCAGUUUUUCAUCACGAGCACGGAGACGCUGAACACAAGAGUUGUCAACCGCAUCGGUGAUGCUUUGGUGGAGCGCAUCAUCCGAGCACAUGAGAAUGACGAGGACUGGCAGGCUUGCAUUAUCAUCCCUCUCAUGCCAGGCUUCCAGAACACAGUGAAGGAAGCCGAUGGCUCAAGUGUGCGACUGAUCAUGCAGUUCCAAUACAGGAGUAUCUGCAGAGGGCCGAGCUCAAUCUUUGGCCGCCUUGAGGCUGUGGGCAUCGACCCGCACGACUAUAUCCGCUUCUUCAGCUUGCGUCAAUGGGGCAAGAUUGGGUCUAAUGACGCUCUCGUCACUGAGCAGCUCUACAUCCACGCCAAGACCAUCGUCGUUGAUGAUCGCGUAGCACUGAUCGGGUCGGCCAACAUCAAUGAGCGAUCUAUGCUUGGAAACCGAGACUCAGAGACCGCCGCUAUUGUCCGUGACACGGACAUGAUCUGGUCAACGAUGGCUGGCAAGCCGUAUCGUGUGGGUCGGUUCGCCCACACUCUGCGCAUGCGACUGAUGCGCGAGCAUCUUGGCCUCGACGUCGAUGAAAUCACAGAGGAGGAGCGACAGGCCGAAAUGAGCGCACAAGCGCAGUAUGAGGAGGAAAUGGCGCAAAUCUACCAGGACGAGGACGUUGUGGCCGAGACGUCGGCUGCUGGUGCCCAGAACAACAGCUUGCGACCGCAAGUCACACAAGGGUCGCGAAGCUUCAACCACGAUGCCGAGGACAACCAGAGUUUAGCGUCGCGGUCUUCGGACGCGACGUCGUCUUCGUCUAGUUCGAGUUCGUAUGCUGGGAGGUCGCCGGAGAGAGAUGAUCGCGUCCAGGGGAAUGCAACGCAUGAGCAGGAUGUCGCUGGCUACGGCGAGGACAAGUGGAAAGACGCUCAGGCUAAAGGCAUCGAUCGGGGUAGCGACACUGUUAUCAUCAAUGGCCGUGAGGUCCUACUGCACCGCAGCGUGGCGAUGCAGCACCAGCACAGGGGCAGCCCGUCCAACAGCGUGGGCUCACCUGCUAUGAAUGGCGAGGCUGACAAUGGCAAAGGGAACGACCGCCUACCGCCGCCUCCUCCCGUUCAGCGCCGCACCACGUCGCAGCUCGGACUGCCUCACUUCACAGAGCUGCCAUCGUUACCAAUUCUUGACGAUACCGACAUCGGCGGUCCGCCUGUGCGGCUCGACGAGUUCGGGAAGCCCACGAAUGAGCCCAUGAACCCCUGGGCGGCCGAUAUUCAGACAGUCUCUAUUGACAAAGACUGCAUGCGUGAUCCCAUCAACGACUCCUUCUGGGAGUCUAUCUGGUACCGCCUUGCAGACAACAACACGAAACUCUAUAGACGUGUGUUCCGUUGCAUGCCAGACAGCGAGGUCACCACGUGGAAAGAAUACAUGGAGUUUGACGAGUACGCUGCCAAGUUCCGCGACAGCAUGGCACCCCCAAAUACAGAGGAGCAGGAGAACAAGGCCGAAACCGAGCACUCUGGGGCAGCAGCACCCGGUGUUGCGGCUCCUGGUGCAGCGGGUGAGGCGCUCAAUGAAAUCGAGCAGAAUGAGAAGGGCCCGGCUACUAGACGCAGUCGUGGCGACUCCUUGCAGAUCCGGGUGUCAAAUGCGGAAGGGGAAGUUACUAAUGAGAAGGCUCCCGCGCACCCACCGAAACAAAACCAGAAUCAUGGCCUGGGACUCGUCACGGAUGGCCUCAAUGAGAAGCAGCCGUUUGUCGACCAGCCUUCGCCUGUUCAGCCCGCAGGCGAUAUCCCAUUCCCCAGCUAUGAUGCACAGGCGGAUGGUGCACUCUUGGACCCAACUACAAGCCUCAAUGACAAGGAGAAGAACUCCAACAGGCGCGCGACAUUCUCGUCCAUGGAGAAGCCCGAGCCCACGCCGACAAACUCGACCGGCGUGUACGCCACGGGCUCUGUGAAGCGCAGACGGAGAGCCACCACAAAGGGCAGCCGUGGACGGGGUUCUGUGUACCCGUACGACGUGCUGAAGCGGGACGAGGCCGAGGAGCUGUGCGACAUGAUUCAGGGCCAUCUCGUCUUGUUCCCGUACGACUGGCUCGAGGCGGAGGAGAAGGACAACCAUUGGAUGUUCCAGGCCGACCUCCUGGCGCCAAAGGAAAUUUACGAUUGAUCGCGUGGUUGUCGUCCGACAAGCAUGACCCGAGAUUUCGAUAGGCGAAGUCAUUCCGUCUCAAGCAAGUCCUUAACAUCAUUGCGAUUGCGCUAUGUCUUAACUGUCACCGCACUAGCGGUUCAACAUGGAUUGACCGCCCUCAUCGUCGUCACUAUUUUUGUCAAGUCCAAGCACAGUCAUGGGAAAGCGAGGUAGCGGGAGGAC
Molecule: messenger RNA, 5870 nt
Organism: Microdochium trichocladiopsis
Lineage: Eukaryota; Fungi; Ascomycota; Sordariomycetes; Xylariales; Microdochiaceae
Exons: 2
Coding region: 147-5663 (1838 amino acids)
Biological process (GO): cell motility
Molecular function (GO): catalytic activity
Source: RefSeq, a predicted model, not a curated record